Messenger RNA from Naegleria lovaniensis, 540 nucleotides. RefSeq lists its product as uncharacterized. The transcript has a single exon. The record is from RefSeq and is a predicted model, not a curated record. Lineage: Eukaryota; Heterolobosea; Eutetramitea; Acrasida; Naegleriidae. Bases 1 to 540 code for a protein of 179 amino acids.
AUGUCUGAAGACCAAGUCAACAUCUCGGUGGUCACUUCCAAUGUCAACAACAAUGAUGAAAAUAAUAAUAAUCAAAAUAAUUAUUAUAGCAACAACAAAUCGGAACUGGAUCGACGAUUGAAACUCAAAUGGUUUUUCUUGGGAUUUGGAUGGUUGACCUUUUGCAAUUUUGCCAUGUCAUUAUUGUUGUGGGCUCUACUCUGUCCUUUGGUUUGUCUUCCAUGCUAUCGACAAUUGUUGAAGGUUUGCAGAUUAUCUCUUUUUCCAUUUACGUUAUAUAGUGAGCAUGAAGGCCUCAAUACUCAAUCCACAAGUGUGAAAUGUGUGAGAAGUACAUUAUUUGAACGAGAGAAAACCUCAAUGCUUAUUGUAUUUAUUAAUUUGAUGUGGUUUUUGACAUUUGGUUGGUGGAUUGCAUGUAUUGAAUUGUGUAUUUUUGUGAUACUGUAUUUGAGCUUUGUUGGACGAGGAUUUGCGAGACGACAUUUGGCUCUUGCCAAUGUGUUGGCCAUGCCAUUUGGUGUAUUCAUCAAGUAUUGA